This is a messenger RNA of Protopolystoma xenopodis, 588 nucleotides long. The record is from the annotation of a GenBank genome assembly. NCBI's taxonomy places the organism in Eukaryota, Metazoa, Platyhelminthes, Monogenea, Polystomatidea, Polystomatidae.
AUGCUGACUACGAUGCCGGCGAAACGUCUGGAAAUGUACCACGUCCACGCCCAGUUGCCGGUUAUCCGUUCUUCAGGGUAUCAAUUAUCACUGGAACUCAUGUCAUUACACCACGAUGAUAUGGUUGGAUCCGGAUUUCUAAUUACUUAUGGCUCAGAUGAAUUGGCGGUUUGCGGUGGAGACUUGGAAAUACCCCUGACUGGCCAGUGGGCCGAUAAAAGCUAUUCUAAUCUAGGAGACAGAGGUGGUCAACCAGGUUCCGGGAUUGCCCUGCCCGACGGCCUCCUUUUGCGCGGCAUUGUCUGCAAUUGGCGGUUACGCCUAAAAGUGAAUACCUCGGCAAAUGGAAUUGGCGGUACAUCACAAUAUACUGGAAACACGGGCACAAUCCAACUUGCUCUCACUGCAGUAGGAAUCAAGAAUUUAGCUAAUUGUACUUACGCCUAUAUCCGCGCAACUGCUACUAAACAUUUAGGUAAGACGCACGGGUUUUUAACUCAAAAGCAGAUUAAUAAACUUAUUUCUUCGCAUUUUAUUCAUUGUAUGGACUUGAAGUUGAAUGUAUGUGGAGUAGCAUGUGAUGACUAG